Messenger RNA from Protobothrops mucrosquamatus (brown spotted pit viper), 1390 nucleotides. RefSeq names its product unc-50 inner nuclear membrane RNA binding protein (gene UNC50). Bases 404 to 1183 code for a protein of 259 amino acids. Gene Ontology annotation, cellular component: Golgi membrane. The record is from RefSeq and is a predicted model, not a curated record. Lineage: Eukaryota; Metazoa; Chordata; Lepidosauria; Squamata; Viperidae. The transcript is spliced from 7 exons.
UGGCACUUUUAGGCUGGAAGUCACGGAAGUCAGCAACUUAGGGGCUGUGAGUGGUGGGGGGCGGCAAUCGAGCAGAAUUUGCAGGUUGGGGGUGUUUUCUUCUUGGGUGCGUCUUUAAUCCUCCCCCCGGCACAGCGACCAGACGAGAAGAGGCGGGGUUGGCAGUCACCGCUCGCGUAAGGUGAAAGCGGUUGGAACAUUCGGGGGGUUCUGGAACGGUGGGAAUCCUAACAGAGCCACGCCCCCUUUUCUCCCUUCUCCGCCCCGAACCGCCGUCUGCAAGUGGGUGCCCCGGCCUUUGGUCCGUGUUUUCCUGCCUUAAAAGUUAUGUUUGCUGAAUGAUUUUCUUGUUCCUAAAACUUCUCUAGCCAUUUGAGAUUUACUACCUUGGAUUGAAAGCAAGAUGUUGCCUACCACAUCAAUUAAUCCCCGAGAUCAGGGCAAUGGAUCUUUAAAUACUAGAGCAUCAGCAAGACACACAGCUGGGGCAAAGCGCUAUAAAUACUUGAGGAGACUCCUUCAUUUUCGUCACAUGGACUUUGAGUUCGCUGUGUGGCAGAUGUUGUAUCUAUUCACUUCACCACAGAAGGUGUACAGAAAUUUUCAGUAUAGGAAACAAACAAAAGACCAAUGGGCCAGAGAUGACCCUGCUUUCCUUGUGUUGCUGAGUAUCUGGCUGUGUGUAUCCACUAUAGGAUUUGGCUUUGUGUUAGGCUUGGGAUUUGUUGAAAUGAUAAAGCUGCUGCUGUGGGUCGUGUUUAUAGAUUGUGUAGGAGUUGGCCUUCUCAUUGCAACUUUAAUGUGGUUUAUCUCCAAUAAAUUUUUGCUAAAGCAUCAGAACAGGGACUAUGAUGUAGAGUGGGGAUAUGCCUUUGAUGUUCAUUUGAAUGCUUUCUACCCACUUCUUGUUAUUCUGCAUUUUAUCCAGUUGUUUUUCAUUCACUAUGUAAUUUUAUCAGCAUCAUCUCUUGGCUAUUUUGUUGGAAAUACUUUCUGGCUGGUUGCAAUUAGUUAUUACAUCUAUGUGACAUUUCUGGGGUACAGUGCACUGCCAUUCCUGAAGAACACGGUGGUCCUUCUGUAUCCAUUUGCACUUCUCAUUUUGCUGUACGUGGUCUCCUUAGCCAUUGGAUGGAACUUUACAAAAGCACUUUGCGUUUUCUACACAUAUAGAGUGAAAUAAACUGGUCUCCAAUAAAUGACACGUUGUACAAAUGUCAAACCUGGUGAAAUGAAGGUACUCUUGUAUAUUCCUGUAAAUAACUUAUUCCCCACUGUAGAUCAGUGUAUACAAAAUGUUUGGGUUUUUUUAAAGUACUAACAGCCUUCUGACAAUAAGCCUUCUAUAUCCCUCCUUUGUGGAAGAGUUGUAUAUUUCUGUAAUAAAGAU